UGUAUAAAAAAGUUAACCAUUUAGCAAGGCUUGGAACAUUGCUGGAGAUGUAUUCCAGUCCAAUUAGAAGGCUGUUAUACAAGUUGAAGAAUGCUGAAACAGAGUGAGCAGUAAGGAAGGUGAGAAUGAUCUAAAGGAAAAAAAAAAAAAAAAAUUUUUUUUUUUUAAAUCUUGAGUUUUCCAAAGGAUUGCUACCUCAUCUCAGGAGAAACAGAAAGGAAGGGAUGGGAAGAUUGAGGUUAUCUUAUGUUAUGAACAUAAGUUCAAAAAUUGGAGCAGUUUUGUCAAGCUCUACAAGAAUAUUAAGAAAUAAGCAUUUCGUCAUUUCUAAAUAUGUGCUUCAAAUAAAAAAAUGAGUUCUGAGGCAUAUUAAGGUAUGAUAUAGAUGGAUUUUCUCUGAUGAUAUAUAACACUGUUUAUGAUGAUUCCUGAAUCAGUCUUUACAGUUUUUUUUUUUUUUAAUGUGUUUUAGGUGAAAGUUUACACAGCAAAUUCUGUGCCGUUGGUUACAGUUUGUACUGUGUGUCAGCAUACUCAUUUCUAUUCUGUUUGUUCUGUUUCCAUUGAUCUAGCUUCCCUUCCUAUCCUUGCCCUCUCUCAUCUUUGCUUUUCCAUAACUGUUGACCAUCUGGUCUCAUAUAGUUAAUUGUUGAAGGGAGCACAUUACUCACGGGCAGUAUUGGCUAUUUUAUAAGCCAAUCUACUACUAUCUGGCUAAAAGGUGACCUGCAAAAAUAGCUGCAAUUCCAAGUUCAAAGGAUAUCUUAGGGCCAUAGUCUCAGGGCUUCCUUUAGUGGGCUUCCUUUAGUCUCUUAUCAGUCCAAUGGGCCUGACUUUUUUUAGGAAUUUGAGUUUUGUCCUACAUUUUUCUUGCAUUCUAUUCGGGACCUUCUGUUGUCACUGGUCAGACACUAUCCCUCCCACCCCCAGUGGUAAAAAAAAAAAAAAAAAAAAAAGUGGUUUGUGUGAGACUUCACAAGUUUUUAAUGGAGAGAAGCAAAAAUACCCAUUAUUUAAGUAAUCUUAACUAAUACUUAAAGAUUUUUAUAAAUGUAUCACUAGUUUAAUUAUGAUGUACUAUUUACCUGAUAUUAUGGCUGUGGAAACUUAUUUAGAAGGGAUAAAAUGUAUAUCACAGAUUUUAUCCCACAGUAUAUUGAAAAUAGACCCAAAGAAAUUAUCAUUUGGCCCAGACCAUUUAUAUAACAAAAUAUUUGAAAAUUUAGCUACUGAAGAUGUUAAAUUUCAUUUAUGGUAUGUAAUAUGCUAUAUUCUUUGUAGCAAGUGAAUGAAAAUUGGUGGAUUAAUGUUCAUAUUUUAAAUUAGGAAGACUUGGUCAUGUUAAUUUAUAUUUUAAGUACAGAUGAAUGAACACCUUUAGUUUUUUUUUAAUUUGUGUUCAUAAGACUUCUGAUUAUUUAGUAGCAGACUGUUUUUGGCCAUUUUGAUGCCAGAGUUCCAAGUUACUUAAAAUUACUGGAUAAAUUGAACAUGGAAAAAAUUCCCCUUUGUGAUAGAUUCCAGUAGGUUUACAUAGAGAGUGAAUGUUUAAAACAAUUUGUAACAUCAAGUAAUUCUUAAAUAAUGAAGUUUCUGGAUAUUUUUCACAAAUAGGGACUAUGUGUACACAUUGUUUGACAUGCCUUAGAAUUAUUUGCUGAGAGGUUACCAGCAUUUUGUUAAUUGCAAAAUUAACUGGUCUCUUUGUCUUUGUCCUUCUUAAGUUGAAAAAGCUGGCUGCCUCUUUGAAAUGCUUUCACUUUCGUAACAUGCCUAAUAGUACUCUUAACUGCUCCUGUUUUCUGUGCUCCUUCUUAUCCUAUGACCCACAAUCCCUUUUGUCCCCAGUCUCUUCCCCACAAAGUUUCUCUGGGUGGUUUCAUGUAGGUCAAAUACAUUACCUUAGUUUCAGUAUAUUACCCAUUCAGUGGAUUUCAUAUAGUGUAAUGGCCAAAAGCAGGAUUUUGGAGGCAGACAGCCUUGGUCUUGAAUGCAAGCUACAUCAUUCAUUGUUUAGCCUUUUUCUGUGUCUUUUUCUUCAUUUGUAAAAUGAGAUGGGAUGAUUGUAAGGAUUCAGUCACACAGUAGGCCCUCAGUGUUAAUUGCAUGUUUACUGUCCACCUACCCUACUUAUAUGCCAAACAUGUCUUUAUUGAUAUCCUUUUGGCCAUCCUCUUAGAAAUCCUAAAUAAAAAAAAAAGCAGAGUUCAAAACAGUGUAUUUUCUCUUUCCAAAUGACUUAUGUAUACCUGAUUCUCUAAUAAUGAAUAUCUCUUUUUCUGGCAUAUUUAAUCAUCCUAGAAAUGUUUGAAAGCUCAUCUGUUCUGCUUAGUAUUUCCUCUUUUUCUCCCUCCUCCCCUAUCCAUUUUCCACGCUGCAAGUCUUGUUUAUAUUAUUCUGAUUAACUUGUAGUGGCUCAUUCAAGUCUUUUAUUUAUUAUUUAUUAAACUUUUAAGUGCCAGGUACUGUUGAUAAGUGAUGAGUUAGACAAGUUCUGCUGCUCUCAGAGACAGAUUAAUAGGAACAAAAGCCCUAUAGGGAGAGUGAGUUGGUGCAUAUUUGAGAAGGUGGUAGGUAGGGGGCAGACCGUAAGUGGUCUUGUAGGCUUUUCAAGGAGUUUGGUCUAUCCCAUGAGCAAUUGGAAGGUCUUGAAAGUUUGGGUGAGUGGUGCGCAGCAGUGACAAGAUUACUAUUUUGAAUUGUCACUGGCUACAGAUGAGGUCAAGAAUGAAUUGGAGUAAACCACGUGAAAGGACGUUGCAGUAUUUCACUCGAGCUACAAUAGCUUGGACUAGAGUGGUGGUGCUAGAAAUUUAAAGAUUUUGAUAAACGUCAAAGACUUGAGAGAUAAAGUGGCCAAGUUUUGUUGGGGGGGGGUAGUAUCAAGAAUCCGAAGUUUCUCACUUGUGUAAUUAGAUAAUAAACAUGGUAUACGGAUGGUAAGGACACACAAAAAAAUAGGCUUUUCAAGGUGGUGAGGUAGGAGUGCUUGGGAAACCUUCAGUGGAAUUUUGAUGUGAGCUGGACCUGGAAAGAUUUGUCUAGGAGUGUGUGCAAUUUUGCACAUUGUGUUUUUUAUUUGGCCCUCUUGGCUUGUGCCUUUUUAUUUCUGGAACUACAUGUAUUGCCCAUUUUGGAGAAAACAGAUGGUCCAAAAGAAUGAACUCUCAUAAUCCAACUCAUACGUGGCUCCUAGAAUUACCUUCAUGUAUGUGUGUUUUUCUUUGAUAGUUUUUUUCUUCAUGCUAUUAAACAUUUUAGUGAACACCAUUUAACAACAUUUAGCUGUAUUUGUUGAGGACCUCCAUAUGCCAGGCACUCAGUGUUCUAGAUGUUGAGGAUGUAAGAGUGAAUAGACAAGGCCCUUGGCUCUUUGAGCUUAUUGACAGUGGAGGAGAGGUAGUUGUAAAUGCUAUGGAAGCAACUGAGUGGCAACUUUCAGAAUAUUCUCCAACCACCUAAUAUAGAGUUAAUGUUUUACAUUCUUCUGAAAGUCGAGAAUAUACAGGUGAGUACUUGGAAAUGCUCCAGCUGGGGAGACCAGCUAAUGCAAAGCCAUAAAACUGCAAAAGCUUGGAUGGAAGGUAAGGAGAAGGGGCUGGAAUAGGUGCAGUCUACUGGUCAAGGGGGAAAAGUGGUAAGAAAAAUGUGUAAGCCAGGGUAAAUAGCAUAUUUAAUUUUUUUCCCCCCAGUUACACUAGGGAGCCCAUUUAAAGAGUAAUACAGUAAUAAUGUGUGGAGAAUGGAUGGUGGGACAAGAAUGGAAGCAGAAGACCUGAUAGGAGGCGAUUACAACUGAGAGGAGAAAUAGGCAGACUUAGUUUUUGGAGACCAAAUCAAUGAGAUACCUUGAUGGGAAGGAGGAAUUGAGAACAAUUGAAUUCUGGCCAGUUUAAAGAUAGAAAUCAAUGAAAAGCAGAAACUUCCAUUUUAAAGUAGUGUAUCAAGUAAAAUUAUAUAUACUCAUUUUUCUCUAAAAUUAGUUUCAUAAAACAUUCGUAUCCACUAUGAAUCACACUGCUGCUAGCUUUACAACUCAUUGAAUCUUUAGGCAAGGUAAUUGUAGUUUUAUCUGUUUUACAUACAGCUAAGGAGACAGGCUCAGCAGUCAAUAAAUAUUUAUUAGCAUCUGGCUGGCAGUGCAGCAGUGUACAACUUAAAGUGCCUGCCCUCAGGAAACAUGUAUUUUGUUGGUGGGGGGGACUGGUGACAAAAGUGUAAGUAAUUUCAGUACUGAUUAGUCAUAAUUAUAUGCCGGGUAUAACUCAGAAACCCUGGUGACGUAGUUGUGAAGUGCUACAUCUGCUAACCAAAAGGUUGGCAGUUUGAAUCCACCAGGCACUCCUUGGAAACUAGGGGGGCAGUUCUGCUCUGUCCUAUAGGGUACAAUGUAACAUUUAAUCCUAAAAUUUCUUAUGAGGAAUAGUACUGUUUUACAGAUUAACUCAGAAACACUUGUCCAAGAUCACGUGGCUAGCAAGGGGGUAGAACUACUAAGAGGAUGUCGUAGUUACUGGAGAUGGGGUUGCUCUACCCAGGGUACUAAUGAAAGACGUCUUUGAGGAGGUACAUUUAAAACCUGAAAUGAAGGCAGUCUUGAGAAGGUAAAGGGGAAGAGCAUUCAAGUUGAAGGAAGAACAAAUGCAAAGGCCAUGUGUUUGGAAGGCUUUUCCAAGGGCAAUAGUAAGGCCAGUGUGGCCAUAACAUGGUAAUGCAGGUGAGAUCAGAAAGGUAGGUAAAAGCUGGAUUGAAGGUGGCCUUGUAGUUUGGAUUUUACUUUUGUUAACGGGACUGUAGAGAUCUGAACAGAGAAGUGACAUUUGAAUUAGGCUGUCAGGAACAGAUAUUCGGUGAUAGUGAUGGUGGCUUAGAUAAGGUUGUAGCACUGAAGAUGGUGAGAAGUGGUCAGAUAAUAUAUAUUUUGGAGAUAAAAGAGUUACCUAUGGAUUGCAUUUGGAGUGUGAUGGAAAGAUUCAAGGAUGAUUCCUGGCAGUUUGGGUGGAAGGCAGUAGGUGCUCUGAGAUAGGAAAGGAGGAGGAAUGGAUUAUGGAGGGAAAUUAAAUUCUGUUCCAGCUACAUUGGAGCUAAACAUAAAGAAAUGUCAGGUAUUAAAUGUAUGAUUUGGGAGUUCCGGGAAGAACUCAGUGCGUCUGUGGUGAGUAUAGAUAGUUACUUACAGCUAUUGGGCUAGGUGAAAUCACCUAGGAAGAGAGUAUACAGAAGAGAGACUGAGGACUGAGUUGUCAAAUACUCCCAACAUUUAGGGUUCUGGUACAGAGAAAAACUGAGGGAGACAAAACCUGGCAAGUACUGGUGUCAUGGAAAAGCUAAAUUCCAAGAGUUUCUCUGAAGAAAAAAAGGCAGCUAUGCCAAAUGCGGAGAUAGCAAGUAAAAUAGGGUAAGGUAUCUGCUAUAGUAAAUACACCCGAAAAGGUAUAAUAGUUCAAACAAUAGAUUUCCCCCCAUCAUGUAAAAAGCAUUAGGAGGGCAGUGGUGAAGUAGCCAGUAGUCUAGCCCUCCUUCAUUUAGUCAUUUAGAGACCCAAAUGUGGAGGCUCUAUCAAGGUCAAUGUGGAUUCCAGAUCACACGAGUCAUUACAGACAGCUGAAAAGGAGAAAACAUGGAACAUGAGUGGGAGAUUUUUAUGGCCAGGGUUGGGAUGGUACACAUCACUUUUCAUAUUCCAUUGUCUUGAAUUUAGUCACCUGGCCACCCCCAGCUGCAAUGGAGCUUGCAAAAAGUGAACAAGCCAUACAUUCUGGAAAAAGAGGAACCAGCUUGUGAGCAGCAGGCAAUCUGCCACAGAUGGCUUUGGCAGAAUGUAGGUCAUAGUGACUUGGCAAGAACUGUUUCAUUGAUUAAGGAUGAAAGCCCAAGAGAGGGCUGGAGGUAAGAAAUGGAAUUAAUGAAUGCAGACAUUUUACUGUAGUUUUGCUAUGAAGGUGAAUGGAGGAAUGUGGUGGAGGCUUGAAGGAGAUGAGAAGUCAAGGGAGGGUUUUUAUAAGAGGCAUGUUACCAGUACAAACAAACAAUAUACACUGUUUUCAAGAUUUGGGGAAUGGGUGCUAUAGUUACACUAUUCUGAUACAGGUGUAAUGACGACCAUCAAAUCAGAUGAAUAUGGUGUACGCUGAUCUGCAAAAUAAACAGUAUAUUGUAUUUUAGAUUUCCAAAUUUCUUCUUAAUCAUGUUUUGAGGUAGUAAUGAGGUCAUGAAAUAAACUACUAUGUUGAGAACAGAAUUAACUUUCAUGGCAAGGGUCCUUCCAUCAAAGAACUGGACUUCAAAAUGAGUCAGUCCAUUUUCUUAUUAGAAUGGUGGAAUGCAUUCGUAGUUGCAUGCUCUAUAAUACACCAAUAAUAAAGAACCUUUUGGGACUCCGAAGAUUUUACGGACCUUUCAUUCAUUUGGCGACUCAAUUUAGAUGACCCAAAGACUCAUGAAGCAUUAGGGUCUCAUGGAACUUGAGAGGUUCUUUUCUGGGGAAGAAACUGGCCCAAGCACAUUGUUUUUGGAUGCCAAGAUACGUAGAGAAUGUUUGUUGCCAAGAUUAACGGAGAUGAUUGCUUAAAAUGAGACUACUCUAAAAAUGAAUUUAUUGAAAAACAUUUUUAAAGAGGCUUUGUUUCUUAUUCCCCCUGUAGUCUUUUAAUUACUAUAUAAUUCAUAUAUGAAAAACCCUCUUAAAAGUGUAUUAACUCAGUGGUUUAUAGUAUAUUCAUAAGGUUUUGCACCAUUAGUGCUAAUUUCAGAACAUUUUCAUCACCCCAAUAAGAAACUCCAUACCCAUUAGCACUCUGCAUUGCCUCCUCCCCCCAGUUCCUUACAACCACUGAUCUUUCUGUUUCUAUGGAUUUGUCUAUUAUGGACAGUACGGAAUCGUACAAUAUGUGGCCUUUCGUGCCUAGCUUAUUUCAUCUAGCAUGUUUUCAAGGUUCAUGUAGUAGCAUGUUUGAGUACUUCAUUCUUUUUCAUGGUCAAAUUCCAUUGUGUGUAUAUAUCACAUUUAGUUUAUCCAUUCAUCAGUUGAUGGACAUUUGGGUUGUUUCCACUUUUUAGCUGUCAUGAAUAAUGCUGCUAUGAACAUCCAUGUACAAGCUUUUUGUGUGGAUAUACAUUUUCAGUUCUCUUGGCUAUAUACCUAGGAGUGCAAUUGCUGGGUCAUAUGGCCUUUAGUCGAUUUUGACCUUUGUUUCAUUCCCAUCUCUCAAACAUCUCUUUUGGUGUCCAUGUCAUCCACUCCAACACUGUUAUCUUCAGAUUUUUUAAAAACAUUUUCCCAUUCUUUAGUGAUUAAAAUUUCCCUCUCAACCUCUUCCUCUAUAGUCUCCCUUGGGUAGUUCAUGUUAAUGACUUUUCAUACGGUGACCUCAAGUUUCCUUGAACUCUUCAACUUUAAGGACAUUUACCAUCAACUUCAGCUACCCAGAGAUACAGCCAAGCAUUCAAUACUUCAGAACUGAUCGUCGUCUUGUGCCAUUUCCGAGAUCAUGAGUUCACAAAUUGCGUUCUCUGACUUUUUCUCCUUUCACUUACACUUUCGUUAUACUUUUCGUGCCUAUGAUGAUCUCUAGUCCCUCAGUGCGUCUAUAUUUUCAGUUUAUUAGCUAACUUCUGUCACAAUUUGUCUUCCUAUCUAGGUGGAGCCUGUGACCACCCAUUUCAAUGGUGCUUUCUUCCGCAUCCUUGAUUCCUUAACUCCUUUGUUUAACCUUGCACUACCAAUCUUUUACAAAAGUAGUUUACAUACCAUCUGUUUUCUCUACUCUUGCUUCUGGGGUUGCCAAGUCUCAUGAAACAGGGUCAGCUGGUUUUUCUGUAAAUUCAUGUUGUCCAGGCUCAAGUGGGCACAUUUUACUAUUUUUUAUUCCUUUCAUAUCAAAAUGAUUUUCUGUCAUAACUACCUAUUUCAAGGAAUUUCUGCUCUCAAGUCCUUGAGCCUCAAUCUCACUGUUAACCUUUUUCUGCAAAAAAUGAAGUUAUUUUACUGAAAAAAUCUUGGGUAACUAAUAUGUUUUCCCUACACUCUUCUGUUUUUCCUCUUUAAACUAGUUCUUUCCAAGGCUAAGCCCUCCUCAUACUUUAUUACCUUCACUUUCUAAGGAGCCUUGGUGGUGCAGUGGUUAAGCACUUGGCUGCUAACCAAAAGGUCAGUGGUUUGAACCCACCAGCUGCUCAGUGGGAGAAAGAUGUGGCAGUCUGUUUCCUUAAAGAUUUACAGCCUUGGAAAUCCUAUGGGGCAGUUCUGCCUGUCCUAUAGGGUCGCUAUGAGUCUGAAUCGACCCGAUACUCAAUGGCAGUGUAUUUGGUUUUUUGUUGUUGUUGUUGUUUAUUUCUUCACUCUCUGUUCUUGGCUUUUCAUUAAUUAUCCCUUUUCUUGCCUCUUUAAAGCCUCUACACUCUCCUUUUCUCCUACAAAUAUUGCCCUAUUUCAAAAGAAAAUAUAAAAUAACCCAAUUCUGCUUCUACAUAAUGGUACCUCUUCACCAAUCCUGUAGAUGGCAUUCCCCAGGAUGCCCAAGAUGUGUGACUUGUUAAUACAUUCUGAAUCCUUUACAAUUGGCUUUCAAACUCAAUUGUUUUGGUGGUUGUUUUCUCAAGCAUUGCCUAUUCACCAAAUCCAGUAGUUUCAGUCUUUAUCCCUUUGCAUCCCCUUGGGAUACAAGCAGGUUACUUAAGAUUCAGGGCCUUUCACAUGGAGGGGCUUAAAAAUGUUUAUAUGUUUGGUUACUUUUGUAAAGUUGGCAAAAAAUAAAAUAUUUUUGCAUUCUUGUUCUUCAGCUUCAGGCCCAACAAACUUUGAUUUGCCACUGUAUAUAGGGGAUCUGUCCCUCAUAUAAAGGAACUUCAUCAGACUAUUAUAUUAUACCCUAUAAAAAAAUAGAUACAACAAAAAUGGGGUAUGGCUCUCCCCAACUUGAUUACAGUUAAGGAUAAAGCUAAAGGCUACAUUAAGACUUCCAUCUCGGAUUGACCAAAGAAUUCUACUCUUCCACACCCAGGUCCCAAGACUGGUCCUCAAUAUUACAGAUUCAGGAACUAGAUUUUAAGCAUUUUGGCCAAGGUGAUCAAGCAUUGAAAGAUUAAUUAAUGUUAACUAACCAAACUCCAAAAAGAUUAUAAACCAGAAUGUUUAUUCUUAGUAUUCAGGAAGGAAUUAAUACCUUAAUUAUGAAUGCCUUAAUAUUUUUUAUGUUAGUUGGAGUCAAUUCUGACUCAAGGUGACUCCAUGUGUGAAGAAUAAAACUGCUUCAUAGGAUUUUCAGGGCUGUGACCUUUCAGAAGCAGAUCACUAGGCCUUCUGAGGCACUUCUGGGUGAGUGUGAACCACCGACCUUUUGGUUAGCAGUUCAGUGCUUAGCCAUUUGUGCUACUCAGGGAACGGACUAUGGAUAUAAAUGUCUACUAUCAAGGACACUCUCUUCCCAGAUCAAGGCAUUUUAGAGACCAAACGUGAUUAUAAAAAGUUUGUUAGGUGCCCUCAAGUAGGUAGUGACCUUAUGUACAACUGAAUGAAACUCUGCCCUGUCCUGUGCCGUCGUUGUUAAGCUUGAACCCAUCGUUGGAGCCACUGUGUUACUCCAUCUUGUUAAGGGUCUUCCUCUUUUUCAAUGACCCUCUGAGCCCUACAUAAAACGUUUAAUUAUCACGAUUUAAAGUGUAAAUAACUGACUGGCUUUAAGACCUCACUGCAGGGGUAUGGCUUAACCCCAAAUUCCUUGGAAAUGGGUAAAACCCUGUUUGUUGUGUCAAUUUCAACAUGUGCGUGAUUCUGACAUUUGUCUUGCCUCGUCAUGGAUCGAGUUGGGCUGUGCCUUAAACAUGUUUACAUAUAAGGCAAGCUUUAGACACACACCCCCAACCUCAGUCCAUUUUGCUGUCAUAUUUCAGUAUUGGGCCUCUCCUCUAGUUCCCAACCGUCCAACAAUUUUCCGUAUUUCAUUCAUGCCCUUUCUUCCCCUUACCUAUUCUUAAAGUGCUUCCCUCACUUUCAGUUCUGAGGCUGCCCUUCCCAAGUCGUCACUUAAUUUCUCUCACAUUACCUUGCCUGCAAAUCAUCUCCUAGACUGUCACCCUCAUCUCCUACAUGGCCCAUACUGUCCUCACCUGCCAAACUGGAAAGGAGGCAUCGAAUCGGGGUCAGGCCUGAACGUUUCCCGGUGAGCGUGCCCGGGACCAGCUCUCUGCCGUAGCAGAGAAGCUGUGAGGAACACUUAAUCACGCUCUUUGCAUCGUCUUCCCCUCCCCUUUUCUCCCAGCCCUACUUAACCACCACCGCUUUAACUCUCCCCGUUAGCACCACAAUCCCCCGUAGCCCUCAGUUGGGAAUAGAAGUCUGCCGGCGAAGUCUUCUUUACUUACGAAUGUAAGUGUGCGGGGAUGAAGCGUUCAGCUCGUCUGCAAACAGAACCUGGGCCGAGACCCAGGUGAAGGGGGAGGUGUGUUUGGCGCUCAGCCAAUCAUAGCGCGUGACGACAGUGUCCAGCCAAUGAGAAUAAAGAGGGCCAGGGCAGCCCAGGGGCGGACCCUAGAAGGUAAAGACCCGCCUCCUUGCAGCUGGGUGGCCAACGCCCUCGCCCGGGGCUGGUUGGAGCGCUGUUCCCAGACUGAAGGGAGUGAGCACCUUCAGAGCUGGGAGGCGGCGCCCUCUUACCCCAGCUAAUUUCUCUACAGGCCUUGGCCUUCGCAGGUGUUGGUGCCUGCCGUGGACGCCGUCUGACCUGGGCCGUGUUUCUCUCUCUGGAGACUUUGUGCUUAUGGUUGCGGAAAGAGUGAGGUCGUUGCCUUGACGACGGCAGCAUGCGGUCCGCGGUCCUCGGAAGUGUGAGUGUGUGGCGGGCCGAGGCCCAUCUGCCUCGCUGUCUGCUUCACCUAGGACCGGUGCCUGCGUCCGCAGAAGAAAUCACAACAGCCCUCGAAUAGCUAGUUUGCUAGUUGGCAUCUUUUAGACCAGAGAGGGAGAUGCAUUUCACCUCAAAUUUGUUUCCAAGUUGAAAACCUUUGGGUCUUUCCAGGCGAAGGAUUUUAAAGAAACAUAAGAAAAGUCCCUACUGGUUUUAAAAAAAUGGAAAAAUAUGAGAACCUAGGAUUGGUUGGAGAAGGGAGCUAUGGAAUGGUGAUGAAGUGUAGGAAUAAAGAUAGUGGAAGAAUUGUGGCCAUCAAGAAGUUCUUAGAAAGUGAUGAUGACAAAAUGGUUAAAAAAAUUGCUAUGCGAGAAAUCAAGUUACUAAAGCAACUGAGGCAUGAAAAUCUGGUGAAUCUGUUGGAAGUGUGUAAGAAAAAAAAAAGAUGGUACCUAGUCUUUGAAUUUGUUGACCACUCAAUUCUUGAUGACUUGGAACUCUUUCCAAAUGGCCUAGACUACCAAAUAGUUCAAAAGUAUUUGUUUCAGAUUAUUAAUGGAAUUGGAUUUUGUCACAGUCAUAAUAUCAUACACAGAGAUAUAAAGCCAGAAAAUAUAUUAGUCUCCCAGUCUGGUGUUGUCAAGUUAUGUGAUUUUGGAUUUGCCCGGACAUUGGCAGCUCCUGGGGAAGUUUAUACUGAUUACGUGGCAACCCGAUGGUACAGAGCUCCAGAACUAUUGGUUGGUGAUGUCAAGUAUGGCAAGGCUGUUGAUGUGUGGGCCAUUGGUUGUCUGGUAACUGAAAUGCUUAUGGGGGAACCCCUGUUUCCUGGAGAUUCUGAUAUUGAUCAGCUAUAUCAUAUAAUGACAUGUUUGGGUAAUUUAAUUCCAAGACAUCAAGAGCUAUUUUAUAAAAAUCCUGCAUUUGCUGGAGUAAGGUUGCCUGAAAUCAAGGAAACUGAACCUCUUGAAAGACGCUACCCCAAACUCUCUGAAGUAGUGAUAGAUUUAGCAAAGAAAUGUUUACAUAUUGACCCAGACAGAAGGCCCUUCUGUGCUGAGCUCCUGCAUCAUGAUUUCUUUCACGUGGAUGGAUUUGCUGAGAGGUUUUCUCAGGAACUAAAGUUAAAAAUACAGAAAGAUACGAGAAAUAUUUCUUUAUCUAAAAAAUUCCAAAACAGGAAGAAGGAAAAGGAAAAAGAUGACUCCUUAGGUGGAGAAAGAAAAACACUUAUGGUGCAGGAUACCAAUGCUAAUCCCAAAAUUAAGGAUUCUAAAGUAUUUAAAAUAAAAGCAUCAAAAAUUGAUGGAGAAAAAGUUGAAGAAGGUAUUCAAGCUUCAAAUGUCAGCUAUCUCCAUGACAGUGGGACAAGUCACAUCAAAAUAGUGCCUUCAACAAGCCUCAGAGACUGCAGCAAUGGCAGUGUGGAUCACACAAGGAAUUCAGGCGUGGCCAUUCCCCCACUUACACACAACCUUUCUGCUGUGGCUUCCCGUAUUAAUUCUGGACUGGGAACUAUCCCAGGAGUUCAGAGUUACAGAGUGGAUGAGAAAACCAAGAAGUAUUAUAUCCCAUUUGUUAAGCCAAGUAAACAUUCUCCAUCAGGCAUUUUUAAUAUUAACCUGACCACAUCAGUCGCUGGUGAAAAGCGCCUCCUUCAGGCAAAUAAGAAAAGAAGGGAAAAAGAAGGGACAAAGACAGAUGUCCGUUUACCUGAACUAAAUUAUAAGCAUCUCCCCGAACUAAGAGCCUUGGAAGACAUAGCUCAAAAUUCGAGGCUAGUAAGGAAAGAGAACAAAAUUCUUUCAGAAUCUCAAAUUCCGUCUCUGGCAGCUAUUGACCUCCACGCCCCCACUGUUGCAUUACAUCAGGUAUCAGGGUCUUCCCUGCCAGAUGCUUCAGAGGCUGACUUCCCUUGAAUGGAAUACCAGCACUGAGGAUUAUUUUGAUCCUGAACCGGAUGCUGCUCUAGCACUUGAGAUGACAUCCUCUUGCAACGAGAGUGCUGAUAUUACAGGAGGAAAGAUUCAUGGUUUUGAUUGCUUCCUUUUGAACUUCCUGUAUUUUGUAAGACCUUGCUGAAGAAGGAAAGGCAAAGACCUCCAAAUGUUUUAAAAGAAGACUCAACUAAUACCUCCCAAACAUUAUCCCAUCACCUUUCAAGUCCACUGAUGCUAUUUCAAGAUAUACCCAAUGAAAGAAUAGUGAUAUGGUUCUUGUUAUAUGAAUGUGUGUUUAUUGUUAUCAGAUUGUGUGUUGAAAGUUACCAAAGAUUAAAAGUGAGUAAAAAGAGAGAAAAGUAUUAUAAAAGGUCUUGUUAUUAAUGCUUUGUGUGUUAUUUGUAUAAAUGUGUAUAUUUAUUUAGGAGUGGUUGGUGGGAGCAGGUAAUUAGAAUCAGUAAGAGAAAAUGUUUUCUUUAAGUUAACUAUAAAAAAAAAACCAUAAAAAUACUUUAAAAUCUUAUUUGUUUGUAGGCAUUAAGAGAAUAUGUAACUUCUCUCCAUGGAUAGAUGUGUAUCUUUGGUUUGUGGGAUUGUUGUGGAUAUUUGAUCAGUGUAUUAUGGGAGUCUGGUCUCUCUGCUGAUCUUCUAAGAACACUAAUAUAAAUCUAGCAAAGAAACCUUCUGUUUCUAAUGACCUAGUGCAACUCUGGCAUUGGAUAGUCCUCUAUAUUGUAAGGUUCUGGUGCUAAUAUUCCUUUAUGAAGGAACAUGGUUAGGACAAGUCUGCAGAGGAGAAUUUUGUAUGUAUACCUGGGAGUUUGUCACACACACCUGGGAGUUGAGUACUGUGUAUCUCAUUUAAAAAGAUAUAUAUAUGAGUCGGAAUCGACUCGAUGGCACUGGGUUUCAUAUACAUACAUAAAGUAGGAGGUGCAAAGUGGGAUUACCUAUUGAUCAGGACUGAUUAUUCUUCUCUGGGCCAGUUGCUGUUGAACUACCUAGCUGAAGAAGCUUUUGGAACAGAAGGUCCAUUUCUAUGGACACCACUCCUGUCUGCUGAUAUUAGAACCUAGAGAUAUUUUUGUAUCAUGGUUUCCUCAACUACUGGGGCCUCCCCAAAAGCUUUUCAGCAAGGUGCAAAAUCACUUACUUGCAGUUCACAUAUCUUUUCUAAUGCACUGGUCCACAGUUUAUUGGGUGGGAGGGUUAAACCAAUUUGACUCCAGCUUCUUGGUUUCUGGGAUUCUAACUAUGCUCUGCAUUUAUCAUUUUAGGGAAUGGCUGUUAAGGGGACAAGAAUUUGUGUGGGUUUUCUGCCUUAACCAAUUAACAGCAUCUUGUUUUUUCUAAAGCUACUGACUAGAACUUAGCUUAAGCAUUUAACUAAUACUUUCUUUAUUACUCCAGAGUGCUUGCUUAAUAUUGAAAUUCUAACCUUAGACACUUGGGCCUCAAAAGACUAGGAUAUUCAGGGGGAGGCAAUAUAGGGUUGGUUCCAAUGUACAAUUCUAUGUUAUUGUUGUUGUGUGUCAUCAAGUCAAUUGUGACUCACAGAGGCCCUACAGGACAGAGAAGAACUGCCCCAUAGGGCUUCCUAGGCAGAAAUCUUUCCGGGAAGAGAUUGCCAGAUCUUUUCUCCCACAGAGCCACUGGGUGGGUUUGAACCACCAACCUUUUGGUUAACAGCUGAGUGCUUAACUGUUGUGCCAUCAGAGAUCCUUGUACAAGUCUGCCGUUGUUAUUAGGUGCUGUUGAGUUGGUUCUGGCUCAUAGCGAUCCUACGUACAACAGAACAAAACAUUGCCUGGUCCUGUGCCAUCCUCAUGGUCAUUGCUGUGUUUAAGCCCAUUGUUGCAGCCACUGUAUCGAUCCAUCUCGUUGAGGGUCUUCCUCUUUUUUGCUGACCCUCUACUUUACCAAGUGUGAUGUCCUUCUCCAGAGACUGGUCUCUCCUGAUAACACGUCCAAAGUAUGUGAGACAAGUUUUGCCAUCUUCCCUUCUAAGGAGCACUCUGGCUGCACAUUUUCCAAGACAGAUUUGUUCAUUCUUUUGGCAGUUCUUGGAAACCUUGGUGGCGUAGUGGUUAAGAGUUCGGUUGCUAAACCAAAAGGUCGGCAGUUUGAAUCCACCAGGCACUUGUUGGAAACCCUGUGAGGCAGUACUACCCUGUCCUAUUGGGUCGCUAUGAGUUGGAAUCAACUUGACUGCAGCGGGUUUGUUUUAGUUUUUUCUUGUGGCAGCCCAUGGUGUAUUCAGUAUUCUUCGCCAACACCAUAAUUCAAAUGCGUCAAUUCUUCUGUCUUCCUUAUUCACUGUAUACAAGUCUACAGGUCGUUAAAUUAAAAUUUGGUCUUGAUUUUAAACCUCUACUUUUAACCUCUGACCAGGUGUUUUACUACACUGAUAUGGCUAACAUGCUGAAAAAAAUUAGUGUGUAGGCACUGAUAGACUUCACAUUAAAAUAUUAUUGUUAUUGUAUUUUAUUUUGAAAAAUAUUGCCAAUAGACUGUACCGCAUAGACAGCAGAAACUACUUAAAGACAAAUGGCACUCCAGCUUAUUUAAAUGUUCUUUUUAGGUGAAGAUCAGUUUGAUCAGUGCGAAGAUAUCAGCUCAGUGUCUGAUAGUUACCCUGUCAUUUCCUAUGCUUGUUUUUGGUAUAUUUUGCCUAUUAAAAUACUUUAUGAACUUUAGAAUUAAGGAACUAAAAAUUAUUUGCCAUAAGUCCAAGUUGAGACUUGAGGAUCAUACCUGGUUAGAACUUUGGCAGCACUACUAGGAAAAGAAGAUUUUGCAGAUUGGGGCUAUAGAUAUUUAACCAAAACAGUAGGAUACAUAUAUAUAUGUACUGAUGGUGGAAAACGGGCUUGCUGUGUGUAUGUUUGUAUUAAAAUUAAUAAAUAUAUCUUACUGC
Molecule: messenger RNA, 15701 nt
Organism: Loxodonta africana (African savanna elephant)
Lineage: Eukaryota; Metazoa; Chordata; Mammalia; Proboscidea; Elephantidae
Gene: CDKL2
Product: cyclin dependent kinase like 2
Exons: 14
Coding region: 11066-12763 (565 amino acids)
Biological process (GO): protein phosphorylation
Cellular component (GO): nucleus
Molecular function (GO): protein serine/threonine kinase activity; ATP binding
Source: RefSeq, a predicted model, not a curated record